AUGCUGGGCACUCUGGGGCUUUGGGCACUGCUUCCUGCGGCUGUGCAGGCACCCCCAAACAGGAGGACCUGUGUGUUCUUUGAGGCCCCUGGAGUGCGGGGAAGCACAAAGACACUGGGGGAGCUGCUAGAUGCAGGACCAGGGCCCCCCAGGGUUAUCCGCUGCCUCUACAGCCGCUGCUGCUUUGGGAUCUGGAACCUAACCCGAGACCGGGCACAGGUGGAGAUGCAAGGAUGCCGAGACAGUGACGAGCCGGGCUGUGAGUCCCUUAGCUGUGACCCGAGUCCCCGAGCCCACGCCAGCUCUGGCUCCACUCUCUUCACCUGCUCCUGUGGUGCUGACUUCUGCAAUGCCAAUUACAGCCAUCUGCCUCCUCUGGGGGGCCCUGGGACUCCUGGCCCCCAGGGUCCCCAGGCUGCCCCAGGUGAGUCCCCCUGGAUGGCACUGGUGCUGCUGGGGCUGGUCCUGCUGCUGCUGCUGCUGCUGCUAGGCGGUAUCGUCGUGGCUCUGCUCCAGCGAAAGGCCUACAGGGUGCAGAGUGCGCCAGAGCCAGAGCCAGACUCAGGCAGGGACUGCAGUGAGGAGCUGCCGGAGCUGCCCCAGCUGUGCUUCUCCCAGGUCAUCCGGGAAGGAGGUCACGCGGCAGUGUGGGCUGGGCAGCUACAAGGGGAGCUGGUGGCCAUCAAGGUCUUUCCCCGGAGGGCCGUGGCCCAGUUCCGAGCUGAGAGAGCCUUGUAUGAGCUGCCGGGCCUGCAGCACAACCACGUUGUCCGAUUUAUCGCUGCUGGCCAGGGGGGACCCGGCCCCCUGCCCUCUGGGCCCCUGCUGGUACUGGAACUGCACCCUAAGGGCUCCCUGUGCCAGUACCUGAGCCAGCACACCAGUGACUGGGGAAGUUCCCUGAGGAUGGCUCUGUCUCUAGCCCAGGGCCUGGCAUUUCUCCAUGAGGAGUGCUGGCAGGAUGGCCAGUACAAGCCUGGUAUUGCCCACCGAGAUCUGAGCAGCCAGAAUGUGCUCAUCCGGGAAGAUGGGUCAUGUGCCAUUGGAGACCUGGGCCUGGCCUUGGUGCUCCCUGGUUUCGCUCAGCCCCGUGCCUGGGCCCCUUCGCAGCCCCGAGGCCCAGCGGCCAUCAUGGAGGCCGGCACACAGAGGUACAUGGCGCCAGAGCUCCUGGACAAGUCCCUGGACCUCCAGGACUGGGGCACUGCCCUCCGGCGAGCCGAUGUCUACUCCCUGGCCCUGCUCCUGUGGGAGAUCCUGAGCCGCUGCCCGGAUUUGAGGCCUGACGGCAGACCACCACCCUUCCAACUGGCCUAUGAAGCAGAACUGGGCAGCUCCCCCACCACCUGUGAGCUGUGGGCCCUGGCAGUAGAGGAGAGGAGGCGCCCUGACAUCCCAUCCUCCUGGUGCUGCUUUGCCACAGACCCCGGCGGGCUCAGGGAGCUGCUGGAGGACUGCUGGGACGCAGACCCGGAAGCGCGGCUGACGGCUGAGUGUGUCCGGCAGCGCCUGGCGGCCCUGGUUCAUCCUCAGGAGGCCCAGCCCUGCCCAGAGGGCCGUCCACACGGCCGCCCAGAAGACUGGCCCCCUGCUCCUGCCCCUGCUCUCCUCCCCGGCAGCCCGCAGCCGGGUGCCUGCCACUUCGGUGUUCAGCAAGGCCCUUGCUCCAGGAACCCCGGAGCUGCCUGUGCCAGUUCUCACGUGUAG
Molecule: messenger RNA, 1707 nt
Organism: Lepus europaeus (European hare)
Lineage: Eukaryota; Metazoa; Chordata; Mammalia; Lagomorpha; Leporidae
Gene: AMHR2
Product: anti-Mullerian hormone receptor type 2
Exons: 11
Coding region: 1-1707 (568 amino acids)
Biological process (GO): BMP signaling pathway; protein phosphorylation; cellular response to growth factor stimulus
Cellular component (GO): plasma membrane; signaling receptor complex
Molecular function (GO): transforming growth factor beta receptor activity; ATP binding
Source: RefSeq, a predicted model, not a curated record